UCCUAGAGCAUAUUAAGAGAUAAUAUAAACUAAACCAUUUGGGAAUAAACAUCACUGUCUUGUGUACGUACUAACUUUGCUUUCCAUUUAGAUGAGCUAUGCUCCUUAUAACCCCAGUCUUGGGACCGGAGUCCAGCCCCAGCCUCCUUACCAGUUUCCUGUGAACACCGCAGCUCUGAAUCAGGGAAUUAUUCAACUGCUGCUGUACUUCGAUUGGGUCUGGGUUGGCCUUGUGGUCCCAGAUGAUAUGAGGGGAGAAAUAUUCCUUAGGAACAUCACAGAAGAGAUGACCAAGCACAGACUUUGUGUUGCAUUUGCAGAAAAAGUUCCAGAAUUUCCUGCCAAGGACACAACCGACAGGCAACGUUUCCUAGAAAGGUUCACGUUGACAAAUGUCAUUGUUGUGUUUGGUGACACAUAUUCUCUUCUGAGGUUUGUCUAUAACAUCUUUUGCAAUUCUCCUCUUGGUAAUGUUUGGAUCACAACUUCAGAUUGGGAUAUCACCAUAUUACCCUUUGGACAGAGUCUAAGUUACACAUACUUUGGUGGAGGGUUGUCCUUUUCUGAUCACAUGGAUGAACUUCUGGGAUUCAAGGAUUUUCUCAGAGGUGUUCAACCUGGGAAAUACCCUCAUGAUAUCUUUAUCCAGGAUGUGUGGUCAAAUCUAUUUGAAUGUCCGUAUUUGGAUGGUUAUUGGAUCAGAAACCUGAGCCGGUGUGAACAAAAUGGCACGUUGGCCUCAAGAGCUCUGCAUGUUUGGGAUAUGAACACCUCACCCCCAAGUUACAAAGUCCAUGCUGCUGUGAACGCCAUUGCCCAGGCACUGCGUGAGGAGCUGUUGCUCAGAGCAGAAGCAGGAUUACUUGAUAAACGUGCACCUGGGGCUCCUCCACCGUGGAAGGUAGCAAUAGCUAGUGUUGUGUUUUCCUGUCGUAAUGGUCCCUGGCUUGUAAGUUCUGUACUUUGAUUCAUGAUCUCAUAGUUAUUCUCAAAUUGGAAAAAAGGAUUUUUUAUUAA
This is a messenger RNA of Phodopus roborovskii (desert hamster), 1017 nucleotides long. RefSeq names its product vomeronasal type-2 receptor 26. Gene Ontology annotation, cellular component: membrane. Bases 92 to 967 code for a protein of 291 amino acids. The record is from RefSeq and is a predicted model, not a curated record. The transcript has a single exon. Gene Ontology annotation, biological process: G protein-coupled receptor signaling pathway. Lineage: Eukaryota; Metazoa; Chordata; Mammalia; Rodentia; Cricetidae. Gene Ontology annotation, molecular function: G protein-coupled receptor activity.